UGAUUUGCUGGUAACAUUGUUGAGCUGCACAGAUUACUGUUCGAUUUGAAAGCGCUCCUCCCUCACCGCUUUUUCGAACUCCCUCCAUGACUCCAGCCACUGGGUGGUAGGAAAGACAACUUUUCUUGUUUUGUCGGUUGUUGUUGAUCAUGAUGAAGAAGAAGCAUUUCCGUCCGCCAUAUUGCAGUGAUACAGCGAGAUUUCCCAUUUGUCUCAGCAAGUUGAAGAGUUCGUGUUUUCUUGUUAACUGCCAUAAUGUUUGCACAAGUUUAUGGAGAUAAUGGAAAAAUGAAGGAGUAUCACUAUUCUGGACCAGUAGAGCACCGAUUCUCUCCAUAUUCCUUCAACGGAGGGACUGUGCUUGCCGUUGCAGGUGAAGACUUCGCCAUUGUGGCCUCAGACACGCGUUUGAGUGAAGGCUAUUCAAUCCACAGUCGUGACUCUCCAAAAUGUUACAAAUUAACAAAUACGACUGUCAUAGGCUGCAGUGGAUUCCAUGGGGAUUGCUUGACUCUGACCAAAAUCAUUGAUGCAAGAUUAAAGAUGUACAAGCAUUCAAACAACAAGAGCAUGACAAGAGCCAUCGCAGCCAUGCUGUCAACUAUCCUGUACGGUAGAAGAUUCUUCCCCUACUACGUUUUACAACAUCAUCGGUAA
This is a messenger RNA of Oncorhynchus kisutch (coho salmon), 657 nucleotides long. Its product is annotated as proteasome subunit beta type-1-B. NCBI's taxonomy places the organism in Eukaryota, Metazoa, Chordata, Actinopteri, Salmoniformes, Salmonidae. Gene Ontology annotation, cellular component: cytoplasm; proteasome core complex; nucleus. The record is from RefSeq and is a predicted model, not a curated record.